AUGGUAAACCUCAACGUUUCUAGUGUGCGUGCUUCUCUGUUUGAUAACUUUAUCAACGGUAAUCCAUGUGAGGAUAUUUUUAGUCCUCUUAAGUUCACCUGUACCGUGUUUUACUCUAAUGGAAUUUGUUGUAAUUGUGAUUUUGAUAAGACUACCUCAAAGCGCCUAUCGGGAAUGAAGGUUGCAAUGUUUCAAAGGAACAUUACAAAGAGGGGAUCUGUGGCAACAAGGAAAAGCAAUGGGUACCCUGUCGGUCCAAUUCUUCUAGGCUUCUUUGUCUUUGUGGUUGUCGGAUCAUCUAUUUUUCAGAUGAUUAGGAUGGCAACCAGCAAAGGCAUGGCUUGAGGAGGAGAAGAGGAAGUGAGACGAUAAAUAGGACAGCGGCCCUUA
Molecule: messenger RNA, 390 nt
Organism: Hibiscus syriacus
Lineage: Eukaryota; Viridiplantae; Streptophyta; Magnoliopsida; Malvales; Malvaceae
Exons: 4
Coding region: 1-345 (114 amino acids)
Biological process (GO): endoplasmic reticulum unfolded protein response
Cellular component (GO): endoplasmic reticulum
Source: RefSeq, a predicted model, not a curated record